AGGCGCAAGUUCGACUACCAAUUGCCACCUCUAUUUCUGUAGACGUCGAGCGCGUGUGCUGGGAAGACUGUUCAGUGUGGCUUAGACUUCAGCCGGACUGAGUCUGGUCAACCCCGUUUUCGGCGUCUGAUGCAAAAUACCAGAAAUAGUUGACAGAACAUCAACAGAUCAACAGAUAAGUGAUAUCUUGUUUUAGGAAAUAAAAAGUGACGUUUCAGUGCAUGAUGAGGACUGUCGCGUUGUGAAACGAGUGUUAAUAUUUUCCGUUAAACUGGAGACUCUGCUCUUAGCGAUAACUACCAGAGACACCGUUAUCGCGACCAAACGAAGAUCAUUUGUCGAGUUUGAGCUUAAACGAGGAGCGAAACAUACGCGCGCGGAAAGAAAUAGCUUUAAAACGCAAAUACUAGUCACAAAUAUUUAAGGCGGCCUAAAUAUCAAUAAGAAAAUAAUCUAUUUUGCGAGGAUAAAAUAAUUAGGUGUAGAUAACUAAAUUUGUUUUUUAAUUUUAUACGAUAGUCAAAUUAAAAUAUUAAAAUAGUCGUAAUAUUGUGAUUUUAACGAAAAUACAGCGACCGACAAAAUGCAUUCCAUACGCGCUCAUCAAUCGUUGAACAAACAUAGAAAUGCUUUACAAAUAUGGAAGAUCGCUGUGAGAUACUUCGCCGCAGAUGUAGAAUACAGACCAAUCAGAAGUGUCCUCGUCGCCAAUCGAGGCGAAAUCGCCAUUCGCGUGUUUCGUGCCUGCUCGGAGCUCGGUAUUCGCUCUGUGGCGAUUUAUUCAGAACAAGAUAAGAUGCAAAUGCAUCGGCAGAAAGCAGACGAAGGUUACUUAGUAGGCAAAGGAUUACCUCCUGUUCAAGCUUACCUGAACAUCCCCGAGAUCAUUCAAGUUGCCAAGGAAAACAACAUCGACGCCAUACAUCCCGGUUAUGGAUUCCUUUCAGAGAGAUCGGAUUUUGCUCAAGCGGUGACUGAUGCUGGUAUCAGAUUUAUCGGACCUAGUCCUAAAGUCGUUCAGCAAAUGGGAGACAAGGUGGCUGCUAGACAAGCCGCGAUUGAGGCUGGGGUUCCCAUCGUUCCAGGAACGGAUGGACCAGUAACGACUUCCGACGAGGCGAUAGAGUUCUGUAUGAAACAUGGGCUUCCGGUUAUCUUUAAGGCAGCAUACGGAGGAGGAGGACGAGGUAUGAGAGUCGUAAAACAAAUGGAAGAGGUCCGUGAAAUGUUCGAUCGUGCAUCUUCUGAAGCCGCGGCUGCUUUUGGAAAUGGGGCGAUGUUCAUCGAGAAAUUCAUCGAGAGACCACGUCAUAUUGAAGUUCAAUUACUUGGGGAUCACGCUGGUAAUGUCGUGCAUUUAUAUGAACGCGAUUGUUCUGUGCAGCGUCGUCACCAAAAGGUAGUCGAGAUCGCGCCAGCUCCAUCAUUAUCAAGAAAGAUUCGUGAUAAAAUGACCGAAUAUGCAGUUAAAUUGGCAAGACACGUUGGUUAUUCGAAUGCCGGUACUGUGGAAUUCUUGGUCGACGAAUCCGGAAAUUUUUACUUCAUUGAAGUCAACGCUAGAUUACAAGUUGAACAUACAGUAACCGAAGAAAUAACCGGAAUUGAUCUUGUGCAAUCUCAAAUUCGAAUCGCCGAAGGCAUGACAUUACCCGAGCUCGGUAUGACACAAGAAAAAAUUAUUCCUCAAGGAUUCGCAAUCCAAUGCCGAGUGACUACAGAAGAUCCAGCUAAGAACUUUCAACCGGAUACUGGAAGAAUAGAAGUCUUUCGUUCUGGUGAAGGAAUGGGCAUCCGAUUAGACGGAGCCUCUGCGUUUGCCGGAGCUAUAAUUUCGCCAUAUUAUGAUUCGCUUCUCGUUAAGAUAAUCGCCCACGCUGGUGAUCUUCAAUCAUCUUGCGCCAAAAUGAAUCGAGCUCUCCGCGAAUUCCGUGUGCGCGGAGUAAAGACAAAUAUCCCUUUUCUAUUAAAUGUUUUGGAGAAUCAAAAGUUCCUCAACGGUAACGUCGAUACAUAUUUCAUCGACGAGCAUCCUCAGCUUUUUCAGUUCCAGCCAAGUCAGAAUCGAGCGCAGAAGUUGCUAAAUUAUCUCGGUUCGAUUCUAGUGAAUGGCCCGAGCACACCAUUAGCUACUCAGCUGAAGCCGGCAGACAUCAAACCGCAUAUUCCACAGAUCGCUCUAGACUUUGCUAAGCUUGCAGCUGCAGAAGAGACCAAUGAUCCCGAUGCACCAGAUGUUUUGGAUCCUCCGCAAGGAUUCCGUCACAUUUAUAAGCAGCAAGGUCCAGAAGCCUUCGCCAAAGCUAUUAGACAGCACAAAGGUCUUCUUUUAAUGGAUACUACAUUCCGCGAUGCGCAUCAGUCCCUUCUGGCAACUCGCGUGCGAUCGCACGAUCUGCUAACGAUCUCUCCAUUCGUCGCGCACAAAUUCAACAACCUCUAUUCGUUGGAGAACUGGGGUGGUGCGACUUUUGAUGUGGCCUUGAGGUUCCUCCAUGAAUGUCCUUGGGAACGGUUGGAGGAUAUGCGCAAGGCCAUUCCCAAUAUCCCGUUUCAAAUGUUGUUAAGAGGUGCUAAUGCUGUCGGAUACACAAACUAUCCUGACAAUGUGGUCUUCAAGUUCUGUGAAUUGGCUGUGAAGACCGGCAUGGAUAUCUUCAGGGUAUUCGACUCGCUCAAUUAUCUGCCAAAUCUUAUCGUUGGUAUGGAGGCCGCCGGAAAAGCCGGAGGUAUCGUUGAAGCAGCAAUUUCCUAUACGGGCGAUGUGAGCGAUCCGAAUCGUACAAAGUACAACUUGAAAUAUUAUACCGAUUUGGCGGAUGAAUUGGUCAAAGCGGGUACUCAUGUCUUGGCGAUUAAAGAUAUGGCCGGAUUGCUCAAACCAAGAGCAGCCGAGAUGCUGAUUGACGCGAUUAGGCAGAAGCAUCCGGAUGUACCUUUGCAUAUACAUACGCAUGAUACCGCUGGAGCAGGAGUGGCCUCCAUGUUAGCCUGUGCAAAGAGUGGUGCCGACGUUGUGGAUGUUGCCGUUGAUAGCAUGUCCGGCAUGACUAGUCAACCUUCUAUGGGCGCUAUUGUUGCUUCUCUUCAAGGAACAGACAUUGAUACAAAAUUGGAUCUCUCUGAUGUCUCGGAAUAUUCCGCAUAUUGGGAACAAACGAGAACACUCUAUGCACCCUUCGAAUGCACAACAACGAUGAAGUCUGGAAACGCGGACGUCUAUCUCAAUGAAAUUCCCGGUGGACAAUACACAAAUUUACAAUUCCAAGCUUACUCGCUCGGUCUAGGCGAAUUCUUCGAAGACGUGAAGAAAGCGUAUAGGCAUGCCAAUCUCUUGCUCGGUGACAUCAUUAAAGUCACGCCUAGCUCUAAGGUUGUCGGUGAUUUGGCGCAAUUUAUGGUUCAGAAUAAACUGACGGCCGAUGACGUACUGAAGAGAGCCGAGGAGUUAUCGUUUCCUAAAUCGGUGGUCGAAUUUCUUCAGGGCGCUAUUGGUGAACCUUACGGAGGAUUCCCUGAGCCAUUGAGGUCAAAGGUUCUCAAGAACAUGCCACGCGUUCAGGGCAGACCAGGUGCGAGUUUGGCACCGCUCGAUUUUAUUGCCUUGAAGAAAGAGUUGCAAGAAUCUCAUCCACACCUCACUGAAGAGGAUGUCAUGUCGGCCGCGCUUUAUCCUAAAGUAACGAAGGACUACUUGAAUUUCAGAGAACAAUUUGGACCGGUAGAUAAAUUAGAGACCAGAGUCUUCCUUACGGGACCUAAAGUGGGCGAAGUAUUUGAUGUCACAAUUGAGAAGGGCAAAACUCUUGGUAUCAAAACUCUGGCGAUUGCCGAGGAUCUCACGAAGAAUGGCGAACGCGAGGUAUUCUUCGAAAUGAAUGGCCAGCUGAGAUCUGUAUUUAUCAAGGAUAAAGAGGCUAUCAAGGAACUUCAUGUGCAUCCAAAAGCAGUAAAAGGCGAUAACAAUCAGCUAGGAGCGCCGAUGCCCGGUGAAGUAAUCGAUAUUAGAAUAAAAGUGGGCGACACCGUGGAAAAAGGUGUACCAUUAGUUGUAUUAUCCGCCAUGAAGAUGGAGAUGGUCGUACAGGCGCCAAGAGCAGGAAAAAUCAAGAGUCUUGACAUCAAUUUGGGUAUGAGACUUGAAGGAGAUGAUCUCAUCUUAACAUUCGAAUAAACUCUCGUAUUGAUGAAACUGUUCGUGCAUGUCAACUCCUUCGCAUAAAGAUGGCAUAAAAUAUUUAUUGUAAAAACUGUUGCAAACUGUUUGCUUCAAUAAGUGCGGAAGAUAAAAUCUUCACCAUACGACUAAUUAAACAGUUAACACAAUUAAACAUAAAAUUUCAUGUAAAACGAAUUAUUUUUAAAUUUAUUAUUUGUCUUCAUUAAAAAAAAAUUACAGCUUUAUUUUAGAAUAUAAUUCAAAUAUUCUGUACGUAUUAUUUGCGCACACGAAGCAAAUGGCCAAUAUGAUUAAUGUGAUACAAUCGAACGAAGCUGCCUAAGAGAUAUCAAUUAAUACCAGAUAUAAUAUAGAGCACUCACUUAAGAAAAUUCACUCUCUUAGGAAUUUAAAAAAUUCGAUAAUAAUAUUAUCAAAUUUUCCAAUAUAAUCCGUUUUUGAAGGCUUUAUACAGGGUGUCCCAAAGCACUCUUGACAACGCUCGUGAGCAGG
This is a messenger RNA of Formica exsecta, 4672 nucleotides long. RefSeq names its product pyruvate carboxylase, mitochondrial (gene PCB). The coding region runs from base 584 to 4174 and encodes 1196 amino acids. The record is from RefSeq and is a predicted model, not a curated record. Gene Ontology annotation, molecular function: pyruvate carboxylase activity; ATP binding; metal ion binding. The transcript is spliced from 14 exons. Gene Ontology annotation, cellular component: cytoplasm. Gene Ontology annotation, biological process: gluconeogenesis; pyruvate metabolic process. NCBI's taxonomy places the organism in Eukaryota, Metazoa, Arthropoda, Insecta, Hymenoptera, Formicidae.